UUUAGAAGGGCGGUACUAUCGUCGCUAUCACAAAUGCUCAAUGGAAACGGAAACAACUACUUUAAGUGUGCACAUACAUCCCCUGAAGGUAACAGCAGAGCAGGUCGUAGACGGCGACACUCCUUGGUAGCAGCAGCAGUCCGGUCCGGCGGCUCCUCCUUUGCCGAUGUUAACGGCUAGAUUUUCCGGCAGCCUUGUAAAAACGUACUCCCAGCGGCCUCUUCAGCAAUGGUUCUCUCUUUCCGGCACCAAGUUCUUCCUUCUCGUUCGUCAAAACAGGCCGAUCGUCAGAAUAGUCCGGCGAACAGAGGUGUCACAAAGGACUUCAAUUACUAUAUGCAGAAGGCUCAACUUGCUAAACAAAAGGAGCAAGGAGUUGUCCUGAUGGCUGAACAUGAUAGAUGGCUCGAAGAUUCUGAAGAUAGUGAGCCAGAGAAUUUGGCACUGAUGGCAAGGGUAACUGAAUCUGGAACUGAAAGUGAUGACUCUGAAGAAGAAGACAAUGGUUCUACAUCUGCUGAGAAUGAGGCACUCAUUGUAUCCUUGUGAAGAAUAAGAAGAUUCAAGAUAAAGAAGAAGAGAGGAGGAGAAAAGAAGAUAACACUAGGAGGCCAUUAAACCCAAGAUGCUCUUUUGUAAUUUGAGUUUAAAACUCAUUUUUCUUUGUCAUCCUUGGUGGUCUUUGUGUUUGUAUUGUGUUUUUGUUGAACUGUGGAACUUUUGGACAAACAUUGACACUUGUAAACAUUUGAUCUUACUCGAGACGAGUAAAUGUUUAAG
Messenger RNA from Cuscuta europaea, 780 nucleotides. Lineage: Eukaryota; Viridiplantae; Streptophyta; Magnoliopsida; Solanales; Convolvulaceae. The record is from the annotation of a GenBank genome assembly.